AAAAGGCUUAUUCGUUGAUGGAACACAUGCUGUGUAGCAUCCACAAGUGUGGCUACCCUGAUUGACACCGGAUGAUAUCAUUGACAUAGAUAAAUAGGUUGUGCGAUGGAGGAUAAGUUAAAACGCUAUGAAAAAGUAGAAUUUUUGGGAGAAGGCCAGUUUGCUACAGUGUACAAAGCACGAGAUUCAGUAAAUGACACAAUAGUUGCAGUGAAGAAGAUUAAACUUGGAAGUCGAGCAGAAGCGCAGGAUGGAAUUAACAGAACUGCUCUUCGAGAGAUAAAAUUACUACAGGAGUUAAAACAUCCUAAUAUUAUCAACUUAAUGGAUGUGUUUGGACACAAAUCUAAUGUGUCACUUGUAUUUGACUUCAUGGAUACUGAUCUUGAAGUAAUUAUUAAGGACAAUAACAUUGUAUUAACACCUGCUAAUAUAAAAGCAUACUUGCUAAUGACAUUGCAGGGCUUGGAAUAUCUCCAUAUUAAUUGGAUUUUACACAGGGACUUAAAACCAAAUAAUCUACUUGUAAAUAGUAAUGGUGUUCUCAAGAUUGGAGAUUUUGGUCUGGCCAAAUUUCAUGGCUCUCCCAGUCGUGUGUAUACUCACCAGGUCGUAACAAGGUGGUACAGGGCACCAGAGUUGUUGUUUGGAGCACGUAUGUAUGGAGCAGGUAUCGAUAUGUGGGCUAUUGGUUGUAUCCUGGCAGAGUUACUACUUCGAGUUCCGUUCCUUCCUGGCGACUCUGACUUAGAUCAGCUGACACGUAUCUUUCAAGUACUUGGUACCCCCACAGACGAGACAUGGCCUAACGUAAAAGAAUUGCCAGACUUUAUCCAAUUCAAAACAUUUCCUGGGACACCACUGCGCCACAUAUUCACAGCAGCAGGAGAUGAUCUGCUUGACCUGUUAGCGCACUUGUUGUCCAUUUCCCCACUCGACCGAUGUAACUGUCACGAGGCAUUGCAGGCUCCUUAUUUCAGCAACAAGCCGGCUCCUACGCAGGGUUCACAGUUGCCAAUUCCCUCUUCCAUAUGUCGCAGCGAUGAUCAUGAGAAGCCUAACCUCAAGAGGAAACUCCUAGAAACAGCAGAUGGAGUUUCCCAUACAAAACGUCUGGUGUUCUAGCAGCGGCUUCCACUUAGGAGAAACGAAGAAAAUUUUUCAGAAGGUUGUUUAUAAAUUUUACAUUGUCAUAUUGUGAUGAAAUAUAACAAAACUUUGUAUGAAUUGUUUUGUAUAAACUUUUUUAUGUCUUAUAUGAUGAGUAAAUUAUGUAUUAUGUGAUAUCUUGUGUCUUCAAAAUGUACGUUGGGCAAAGCACUACCUAUAAUUUGCUGUUUCGAGGGUAAAGGGUUGUAUAAGUCUUAAAAAGUUAAGCAAAUUAAAAACAAUGUUCUGAAAGUUCUCACAAAUACUUAACAUAAGAUCUAGUCAAUAAAUUAUGUACGCAAUGGCUAAUUUGA
This is a messenger RNA of Zootermopsis nevadensis, 1463 nucleotides long. RefSeq names its product Cyclin-dependent kinase 7 (gene Cdk7). Gene Ontology annotation, molecular function: cyclin-dependent protein serine/threonine kinase activity; RNA polymerase II CTD heptapeptide repeat kinase activity; ATP binding. The record is from RefSeq and is a predicted model, not a curated record. Gene Ontology annotation, cellular component: nucleus; cytoplasm; transcription factor TFIIH holo complex. Lineage: Eukaryota; Metazoa; Arthropoda; Insecta; Blattodea; Termopsidae. Gene Ontology annotation, biological process: protein phosphorylation; positive regulation of transcription by RNA polymerase II.